Molecule: messenger RNA, 1605 nt
Organism: Agelaius phoeniceus (red-winged blackbird)
Lineage: Eukaryota; Metazoa; Chordata; Aves; Passeriformes; Icteridae
Source: RefSeq, a predicted model, not a curated record
GAGCCCACAGGGAUGAGAGUGGCCGUGGUGGGCGCGGGGGUCAGCGGGCUGGCAGCCACCAAGUGCUGCCUGGACGAGGGGCUGGAGCCCACCUGCUUCGAGCAGAGCCAGGACAUCGGGGGGCUCUGGCGCUACACGGAGCACAUCGAGGCCGGCCGGCCCAGCCUUUACCCAUCAGUCAUCAGCAACACCUCCAAGGAGAUGUCUGCCUUCUCUGACUUCCCCUUCCCCGAGCACUUCCCCGUGUUCCUGCCCAAUGCCCUGCUCCUGGACUACCUCCAGCGCUACACCGAGCACUUCAGCCUGAGGCAGCACAUCAGAUUUGGGAGCACCGUUGUCAGUAUCCGUAAGCGCCCCGACUUUGCCACCACGGGCCAGUGGGAUGUGGUCACGGAGGCAGAGGGGAAGCAGACAUCACAGGUCUUUGAUGCUGUUAUGGUUUGCAGCGGCAAUUUCUCAGAGCCAUCCCUCCCCCUGCAGUGUUUUCCUGGCAUCGAGAGGUUCCGAGGGCAGCACUUCCACAGCAGGCAGUACAAGCAUCCUGACGUGUUCCAGGGCAAGCGUGUCCUCGUGGUGGGCAUGGGCAACUCGGGAGUGGACAUCGCCGUGGAAGCCAGCCGGGUCGCUGCAAAGGUGACCAUUAGCACCACUCGAGGAGCCUGGCUGCUCAGCCGUGUGUUUGAGCAUGGCUACCCCUGGGAUAUGAUUUUAAACACUCGCCUGAUGAGCCUGAUCAAAACCAACUUGCCUGGACCCCUUUCAUGGUGGUUGAUUAAUUAUAAGGUGAACCAGUGGUUCAACCAUGAAAACUAUGGCCUUCAGCCAGAGAACAGCUGGCUGGUGCGGGAGCCCGUGCUGAACGACGAGCUCCCAAGCUACAUCCUGACAGGCAGGAUCACCAUCAAGCCAGGUGUGAAGGAGUUCAAGGACAACUCAGUCCUUUUCCACAACUGCCCUGAGGAGGAGCCCAUCGAUAUCGUUGUCUUCUGCACGGGCUACACCAUCUCCUUCCCCUUCCUGGAAGAAUCCAUCGUCAGGGUGGAGAACAAGCACGCGUCCCUCUACAAAUACGUGUUCCCACCACAGCUGCAGAAGCCCACCCUGGCUGUCCUUGGGCUGAUUAAGCCCUUUGGAGCCAUCAUGCCCGUGGCAGAGAUGCAGGCACGCUGGGUGAGCCGUGUCUUCAAAGGCUUGUGUCAGUUGCCUCCCCAGGCUGUCAUGGAGAAGGAAGUAAAUGAGAAGAAGAAAAACCAAAUCCAAUGGUUUGGUCUGACCUUUGAUGAAGUCCUCAAAACCGAGUGGUUGGUCUACCUGGACACCCUGGCCUCCUUCAUUGGUGCCAAGCCCAGCGUGUUGAGGCUGCUCUGCACAGACCCUUGGCUGGCUCUCACCAUCUUCUUUGGGCCCUGUUCCCCCUACCAGUAUAGGCUGGGGGGUCCUGGGCGCUGGCAGGGGGCACGGCAGGCCAUCCUCACCCAGUGGGACCGUGUCCUGAAGCCCACCAGAACACGAGUUCCUGCUGGCUCCUCCAGCUCUUCCCUGUCUCUCCUGACUGUGGUGGGAUUCCUUCUGCUCCUGGCUGCUGUGAUUUUUGGUUUCCUAUAG